GGGAGUCCGUUGAGGUACCCUGUUGAGGUACCCUGGGCCUCGCGCUGGCUAGGAUGUCUGGCUCCAGGCACACGCCCUGGCGGCGGCUGCAGGGCGUUUCCUUCGGGAUGUAUUCGGCCGAGGAGCUCAGGAAAUUAAGCGUUAAAUCUAUCACAAACCCUCGGUACCUGGACAGCUUGGGGAACCCAUCAGCAAACGGCCUAUAUGACUUAGCUUUGGGCCCUGCGGAUUCUAAAGAGGUGUGCUCCACCUGUGUGCAAGAUUUCAACAACUGCUCCGGACACCUAGGCCACAUUGAACUGCCACUCACAGUGUACAACCCGCUCCUCUUUGAUAAACUCUACCUGCUCCUCCGAGGCUCCUGUUUAAACUGCCACAUGCUGACUUGUCCCCGGGCUGUGGUUCACCUCUUGGUCUGCCAGCUGAGAGUUCUGGAAGUUGGGGCCCUACAAGCAGUCUAUGAGCUGGAGCGAAUUCUGAGCAGGUUUCUGGAAGAAAAUGCUGAUCCUUCUGCCUUUGAAAUUCAGGAAGAGUUAGAACAGUACACAACCAAGGUUCUGCAGAACAACCUCCUGGGGACUCAGGGCGCACACGUGAAAAAUGUGUGUGAGAGCAGAAGCAAACUCAUUGCUUACUUCUGGAAGGCACACAUGUCUGCUAAGCGAUGUCCCCACUGCAAGACUGGGCGGUCAGUUGUUCGAAAGGAGCACAACAGCAAGCUGACAAUCACAUAUCCAGCUGUGGUGCACAGGAAGUCUGGCCAGACGGAUGCCGAGCCCCUGGGAAUUGAGGAAGCUCAGAUGGGAAAACGAGGGUACUUGACGCCCAGCAGUGCCCGGGAACAUCUUUUCUCCAUUUGGAAGAAUGAAGGGUUCUUUCUGAAUUACCUUUUCUCGGGACUGGUCGAUGUUGGCAUGGAAUCCAGAUUCAAUCCGAGUAUGUUCUUUUUAGAUUUCGUGGUGGUGCCUCCCUCCAGGUAUCGCCCUGUCAAUCGCCUGGGGGACCAGAUGUUUACCAAUGGCCAGACGGUGAACUUGCAGGCUGUCAUGAAGGAUGUCGUUCUGAUCCGGAAACUUCUGGCACUGAUGGCGCAAGAACAGCAGCUGCCCUGUGGGGUGGCAGCGCUCAGCACAGAUGAGGAAAAAGACUCUUUGGUGGCUAUGGACCGGUCCUUUUUAAGUACACUUCCAGGCCAGACUCUCACAGACAAGCUGUACAACAUUUGGAUUCGCCUUCAGAGCCACGUCAACAUUGUGUUUGACAGUGAGAUGGACAAACUCAUGAUGGAAAAGUACCCUGGCAUCAGACAGAUCUUGGAGAAGAAAGAAGGCCUGUUCCGAAAGCACAUGAUGGGCAAGCGGGUAGACUACGCGGCCCGCUCUGUCAUCUGCCCAGACAUGUACAUCAACACCAACGAGAUCGGGAUUCCCAUGGUGUUUGCCACAAAACUGACCUACCCUCAGCCAGUGACCCCCUGGAAUGUCCAGGAACUGAGACAGGCAGUCAUCAAUGGUCCCAAUGUGCACCCGGGAGCCUCCAUGGUCAUCAAUGAGGAUGGCAGUCGCACAGCCCUGAGCGCCGUGGACAUAACCCAGCGUGAAGCCGUGGCCAAACAGCUCCUGACACCAGCCACAGGGGCACCUAAGCCCCAGGGGACAAAAAUUGUGUGCCGGCAUGUGAAGAAUGGGGACAUCCUCCUGCUGAACCGACAGCCCACCCUGCACAGGCCCUCCAUCCAGGCCCACCACGCCCGUGUCCUGCCGGGGGAGAAGGUCCUGCGGCUGCACUACGCCAACUGCAAGGCCUACAACGCUGACUUCGAUGGCGAUGAGAUGAACGCCCACUUCCCCCAGAGCGAGCUGGGCCGGGCCGAGGCCCGCGUGCUGGCCUGCACUGACCAGCAGUACCUCGUUCCCAAGGAUGGACAGCCAUUGGCAGGGCUGAUCCAGGAUCACAUGGUUUCAGGUGCAAACAUGACCACUCGAGGUUGCUUUUUCACCCGGGAACAGUACGUGGAGUUGCUGUACCGAGGACUCACAGACAAAGCGGGGCGCGUGAAGCUUCUUCCUCCUGCCAUCCUGAAGCCCUUUCCACUGUGGACCGGGAAGCAGGUCGUGUCAACACUGCUCAUAAACAUAAUCCCCGAGGACUACGUCCCACUGAACUUGUCCGGAAAGGCAAAAAUCAGCGGGAAGGCCUGGGUGAAGGAGACUCCUCGGCCUGUUCCUGGCUUUAACCCUGACUUCAUGUGCGAGUCCCAGGUGCUAAUCCGCGACGGGGAGCUGCUCUGCGGAGUGCUGGACAAGGCGCACUAUGGGAGCUCCGCCUAUGGCCUGGUGCACUGCUGCCACGAGGUCUACGGGGGCGAGACCAGCGGCAGGGUCCUCACCUGCCUGGCCCGGCUCUUCACCGCCUACCUGCAGCUCUACCGAGGCUUCACCCUGGGUGUGGAAGACAUUUUGGUUAGGCCAAAGGCAGAUGUGAAGAGACGUAGGAUCAUUGAGGAAUCCACCCACUGUGGGCCCCAGGCUGUCCGGGCUGCACUAAACCUGCCAGAAGCCGCAUCAUGUGAUGAGGUCCGAGGGAAGUGGGAGGAUGCCCAUCUGGGCAAGGACCAGAGGGAUUUUAACAUGAUCGAUCUGAAGUUCAAGGAGGAGGUGAACCGCUACAGCAAUGAGAUUAACAAGGCGUGUAUGCCUCUUGGUCUGCACAGGCAGUUCCCAGAGAACAACCUGCAGAUGAUGGUGCAGUCGGGGGCCAAAGGGUCAACCGUGAACACGAUGCAGAUCUCAUGCCUGCUGGGACAGAUCGAGCUAGAGGGGCGGAGGCCCCCAUUGAUGGCGUCUGGCAAGUCGCUGCCCUGCUUCGAGCCCUACAGGUUCACCCCCAGGGCUGGCGGCUUCGUCACUGGGAGGUUCCUCACCGGCAUUCAGCCCUCCGAGUUCUUCUUCCACUGCAUGGCGGGGCGUGAGGGCCUGGUGGACACAGCAGUCAAGACCAGCCGUUCCGGCUAUCUGCAGAGGUGCAUCAUCAAACACUUGGAGGGGCUGGUGGUCCAGUACGAUCUGACGGUCCGGGACAGCGACGGCAGCGUGGUGCAGUUCCUGUAUGGGGAGGACGGUCUGGACAUCCCCAAGACGCAGUUCCUGCAGCCCAAGCAGUUCCCCUUCCUGGCCAGCAACUACGAGGUGAUAAUGAGAUCCAAGCACCUCCAUGAAGUCUUAUCCAGAGCAGAUCCCAAAAAGGCCCUCCGCCACUUCAGAGCUAUCAAAAAAUGGCACAGCAGGCGUUCCAGCGGGCCGCUGAGAAGGGGAGCCUUCCUAAGUUAUUCCCAGAAGGUCCAGGACACUGUGAGGGCGCUGAACCUGAAAGGCGAGAACAGGAAUGGUCGCAGCCCAGAGGCCCAGCAGGUGUUGCAGAUGUGGUACGAAUUAGAUGAGAAGAGCCGGCAGAAGUACCAGAGGAAGGCGGCCCCUUGUCCUGACCCCAGUCUGUCUGUCUGGCGCCCAGAUAUCUACUUGGCGUCUGUGUCAGAACAUUUUGAAAAAAAGAUUGAUGACUACAGUCAAGAAUGGGCACUUGAAGCAGAAAAGAGUUACAAGAAAUCGGAGCUUUCUCUGGACAGGUUGAGGACCCUGCUGCAUCUCAAAUGGCAGCGCUCGCUCUGCGACCCGGGUGAGGCUGUGGGCCUGCUGGCCGCCCAGAGCAUCGGGGAGCCGUCCACGCAGAUGACCCUGAACACCUUCCACUUUGCAGGCAGAGGCGAGAUGAACGUCACCCUGGGUAUCCCAAGGUUGAGGGAGAUUCUCAUGGUGGCCAGCGCCAACAUCAAGACACCCAUGAUGAGUGUGCCCGUGUUAAACACCAAGAAAGCCCUAAGGAGAGUGAGGAGCCUGAAGAAGCAGCUCACCAGGGUGUGCUUAGAGGAGGUGUUGCAGAAAGUUGACGUCCAGGAGUCCUUCUGUAUGGGAGAAAAACGGAACAAAUUCCGGGUGUACCAGCUGCGGUUCCAGUUCCUGCCACACGAGUACUACAAGCAGGAGAAGUGCCUAAGGCCCGAGGACAUCCUGCACUUCAUGGAAACAAGGUUCUUCAGGCUCCUGAUGGAGUCCGUCAGAAAGAAGCACAGUAAGGACUCCAGCUUCAGAAGCGUGAACACUCGGAGAGCCACACAGCAGGACCUGGAAGGCGCAGGGGAGUCGGAGACGAGGCGGGGUGAGCAGGAAGGGGAGGAGGAGGAGGAAGGGGACAUCGUGAACGCUGACGCCGAGGAGGGGGAUGCUGACGCCUCCGAUGCCAAGCGCAAGCAGAAGCAGGAGGAGGAGGUGGAUUAUGAGAGCGAGGAGGAGGAGGAGAAGGAAGAGGAGGAGGAGGACGCACAGGAGGAAGGGGACGCCGACGGUGAAGGUGGCCCCCAGGCCCGUGAGCCAGAUGAGACCACAGGCUCGGGCCCCAAUGAGGACACGCCCCCGAGCCCUCCCCUCUGCCCAGGGCCCCAGGGAACCGAGGCGGUGGAGCGUCGAGUGCAGGCUGUGCGGGAGGCCCACUCUUUCGUAGAGGACUACCAGUAUGACACCGCGGAGAGCCUGUGGUGCCAGGUGACCAUGAAGCUGCCUCUGGUGAAGGCCAACUUUGACAUGGGCUCGCUGCUUGCGUCCCUGGCCCGCAGCACCGUGGUCUACUCCACCAGGGGCAUCACCCGGUGCCUCCUGAGUGAAACGACCUCCAGUAGGAACGGGAAGGAGCUCAUGCUGAGCACGGAGGGAAUCAACCUCCCAGAGCUGUUCAAGUAUGCUGAGGUGCUGGACCUGCGCCGCCUCUACUCCAACGACAUCCACGCCAUGGCCAGCGCGUAUGGCAUCGAGGCCGCCCUGCGGGUGAUUGAGAAGGAGAUCAAGGACGUAUUUGCCGUGUAUGGCAUUGCCGUCGAUCCUCGCCAUCUCUCCCUGGUUGCUGAUUACAUGUGCUUCGAGGGGGUCUACAAGCCCCUGAAUCGCUUUGGCAUCCAGUCGAACUCCUCCCCUCUCCAGCAGAUGACAUUUGAGACCAGUUUCCAGUUUCUGAAGCAGGCCACCAUGAUGGGGUCCCAUGACGAGCUGAGGUCCCCUUCAGCCUGCCUCGUGGUCGGGAAGGUCGUCAAGGGUGGAACAGGCCUGUUUGAGCUCAAGCAGCCCCUGAGGUAGCAAUGGUCACUGCUGCACAGCUGCCCACCAGGAGGCUUCAUGGGCAUGGCUUGGCCCUCACCCUAGAGCACCAGAAGCUCCAGCUCCAGGGCAGAGAAAGCAGCUUGCCAUGGGCUGGGCACCAGCAGCACGCAUCCUUAUCUACCCAUCUCGGGGUUUCUAACGAGGUUCCUGAUGUCUCCUGUGUCCCCAUGGGGCCAGGGCUUCCCUCUUCUUGCGGGAGACCUGGCAGCAGAAUCCCAGACAAGCCCAGUUACUCCCUGGAAAGGGUUUUCCAGAAUAGGAAAGAUGACCUUGCUGCGAGUGGUCAGUCACUGCAGGCAAGAUUUCUGGGGUCUCCUGAGCAGCAGGAACAUGGACACUGCUGCCCCAGGACUCCAGGCUGAGAGCAGCGUGGCACCUUGUGCCUGGGGUGGGGCCCUGGCCCUGCUGCUGUGCCCAGACCAGACUGGCCCCACGGCUGGGAGCACCUCUCCAGGGCCCAGCAGCUCACUCCCACCAAGCCCAAGUUCCCCACUGGGGCUGGGCUCUGCCAGCUGUGUCCCCAGCACCACAGCAGGCACCCUUCUCAGACCAGAGCCACUGAGAGGACCAGUGCAGGCGCUUGGUUGCACCAGAGGCAGUUUCUGCUUUUGUCUGGUGUUGUUCCAGCUCAGGCUUGAUAAUAAACAUCGCAGACUAGCUGUCGGGAGGAAGGAAAAACAUUGUUUCUAGAAUUUUUUCCCCUGUUUAUGGUUUCUGCGUUUGAAAUUGAGAAGUCUGAAGCUGGAAUUUCUUGGCAGUUGGGCCUCAGGGCCUUCCUCCUGCUUUGGUUUGGGAAUGUGUUGGGAGAUCUAGCCCACUGCCUCUCCCGCCUGCCCCUACAGUGCCCCUUGCAGACCAGUGCCGGACAGCGUGUGGGAGGACCUAGGCCAGCCUAGGUGUGGAAGUAUGUUAGGCUGUGGUCAGGGGUUCAAGGUGGGCCUUGCCAGGGAGAGGGGGCAUCGACCUGUGGUGGGACCCAGCCGUGCCGCCUCUGCCCACAUAGGCAAAACUAGUGGAAACCAGGACCUCAUGGUGGGAUUUUCCAGACUCAGCAAGGCUUGGGCACAGGAGUGGGGGCCUGUCCUGAAGAGGGACAGCCUGCUAGGUGGAGACCUCCAGGUGAUCUUACAGCUGAGUGUUGCCAGGUGUCAGCCCACCCAGGCCCUGGGCAUGAGGUGCAGGAGCAGGCUGAGGUUCAGCACACCCCACUCUGCUGAGGUCCUGGUUCCUAGGGAACCACCUGUAUCCAUCAGCGCUUGUUCUGUGGGUGAUGCCGGGCAGCAUGAGGGGCCGUCUUGGGGUGCACUCGCCCUGCAGAUGGGGCCGUCCUGGGGUGCACUUGCCCUGCGGGUGGUGCUGGUCGGCAGCAGGGGCCAUCCUGGCCUGUGGGUGGUGCUGGUCAGAGGCAGGGAUCGUCCUGGCCCUGGAGGUGGUACUGGUCAGAGGCAAGGACCAUCGUGGCCUGUGGGUGAUGCUGGUCAGCAGCAGGGGCCAUCCUGGGCCUGGGGGUGCUUCGCCAAGACCAAGGAAGAGGAUCAGGCUGUAGAGUCGUUCUAACCAAAACGGGAGACUGUAGGGAGUCCACGAAUGGGGCCAGCCAGCCACAGUUCCUGGCACCCUCUGGCCCUGCCUCGAGCAUGGCCAUGUUUAUACCUACUUUCUCUCAGAGUAGUUCAUUUUCACUUACUCUCUCCUUUCUGGGUUCUCGGAGAGAGUGACAAAAUAGUCUCAGCAGCCCUGCAGCUGUGCCCAUGACCUUCCAUCCUCAGUCAUGUGAGACUUAACAGGAAUGCAUGAGGCACCUUCCCAGUCCCCGUCCCAAACUGGAAACGUUCCUUCUCCUGGGUCCAUUCUGUGUUGCGGGACAGGACCCCCCAGGCGGGCACUCUCAGCCAAGGGUGAUCUGCCCACAGUUCUGCAGGUGCUGGACCAGAGCAGGCUAUUGAGCAGCCUGCCGUGGACAUGGUGGUUGGUAUCUUUAGGGACUCUUCUCCCUAUCCUAUGCACCCAGAAGUAGAUGCUGGUAUGAGACCUUCCCACAGCAGCCACUCCACUCUUCCCUCCAGCGUGCGUGGGACUCGUCCUCUGGCCCUGUCUUGUUGGGCCUGUUUUCAGUAGCCAUUCUAGUGGGUGUGAGGAGGUUUCUCCUCUGUGGCUGAUCCGGGCUGUUUCAAUGAAGGGUCGGGACCUUCCAUGGACCUUCACCCACAGACCACCUGAGCUUAGGAACCCACGUAGGAAGCCUCAGACUUCAGUUUUUGAGCUUAGAGUUGAGCAGAGCCUUGUCUGUUGGAGUCUAUAAAGUCCUCUUGAGGUAGGAGAGGCCUCUCCUUGAGGGCUGGUUAGAGAGUGUCCUGGCCCUGGGGUAGUAGCUUAGGCAGCAGAGCUGCUGACCCCCCACGGCUGCCUCUAGCCUGCCACCAGAAUAGGCAGGGCCAAAGCUGCCAAGGUUCCCAGGCCACCCACCCCCCUCCCUUGGUGUCCAGUCCCACUUAGAUUAGAGGGGCCUUUAAGACUGUUCCAGGCCCACACCCAGAAGUCCUGAUGUCAUCGGCCUGGCUGGGCCUAGGAACCCACAGUCCCAGGGUGGUCCUAUGUGCAAUUGAUUAGCCCUGGACUUGAGGCCUAACUGGAAAUGGCAGCCUCAUCACCUUUCAGUGUGGUAGUCUCUCCUAAGUGAUGGUCCCUACCUACACAGCGUGGACUGUGGGCACUGGGCAGGGGUUGGCAAAGCUCUACACAGGUACCCUGUGGGUGCCCUGCUAAGGGACUCCCGGGAGGCCCGUCAGGGGCCCCUGGCAGGAUGGACAGGUGCAGAGCUCUGGCAGCAAGGAGCCAGUGGCUGCCUCCCAGCCCUGGGUCAGGAGUUGGGCUUAGAAGUCUCCAGGGACCCAGGGGGACACCUAGCCACAGCAGCAGCGUGAGAAGUUUGCACCUCGGGAACGGAACCUUCACCAGUGGGAAUCAGGCCCAGUCUCUAGGCAGCACCUUUGUCCUCAGGCUCUGGUUGUGAGGGAGCCAGACCUACUAGGACCCACAGUGCCCCAAGGCAAGGCCUGGAGGACAGGCUGCUGAGGUGACUGUCCUCGGGCAAGUGUAGGAACAGCUGGUUGUGUGUUCAUUGGCAGUUCACCAUUUGUUCCCACCCAGAGAUUGCAGGCAUUCCUCUGCACCAGACGUUGCCCCAGCCCACAUCCAUCCACCUUGGUGUUCCCUGGGCAGAUAUGAGACCCUGCCCUCCUGCAGCUUGGGGCUCAGGGUUCCAAACAGCCAAGAGGAAAGGGGCCUUGUGGUGUCGGGCCAGAUGUUGAGGUGUACAGCAGGCGUCGGGUGACAGGCACUCCAUACGACCAGGUGUAGGGUAGAUGAGCACAUUGUCCCCUCUGCAUCCGUGUGCCCAGCCCACCCUCAAGACAGUGGAGCUGUGAGGCUGUGCUGUAACAGGUCAGUGGGCUGAGCCACAGGUGCUAGACUUCCCGUGUGACCCACUGAAAGUGACCUGGCCUCUGCACCUCUGUUCCCUGAUGUGGAAUGGCAAUUAAACAGUCUUCGUGAGGCUGUAUGCAGCCCAAUGUUGGCCUAAUUCCAAGUGGCUCUCAAUUGGGGCUGUCCUGGCCCCAGAGGAUGUUGGCAGUGACUGCUGACAUUUUGACCAUCACAGCUGGAGGGAGGUGCCGUGGGCCUCUGGUGAGUUGCGGCGGAUGCCGCUGAGCCUACGGUGCCCAGGCAGUGUACACAGCAGUCAUCCAGCCCCGGUGACAGAGGUGUAGAGGAGACCCCUGCCCUGUGCACAUGGACAAGUAGUCUCUUGUGCCCGUUGGACUGGGUGCUGCUACAGCUUGCGGUCCUGUGAAGGAGCCCAGCGCCUCUUCAUGCUGUCGGUGGUUCUGAUUUGUACUGCUGAGAACUGCCUGUUUACAUCCUCUGCCCAUUUCUCCGCCAAAGUGUUCCUGUUGCUCUUACUGUCAAUUUUAAGGACCUGUUAUUUUGGUAGAUAAAGCCAUCUCUGUUAAUCUGUAUUACAAACGUUUCUCUCAAACCAUGA
Messenger RNA from Marmota flaviventris (yellow-bellied marmot), 9252 nucleotides. It is a transcript of the gene Polr1a, whose product is annotated as RNA polymerase I subunit A. NCBI's taxonomy places the organism in Eukaryota, Metazoa, Chordata, Mammalia, Rodentia, Sciuridae. Gene Ontology annotation, molecular function: DNA binding. Gene Ontology annotation, cellular component: RNA polymerase I complex. The record is from RefSeq and is a predicted model, not a curated record. Gene Ontology annotation, biological process: DNA-templated transcription.